AUGUCAAAUCUUAUUGAAUCUUCAAUUAUUGAGAGAGAAACAAAUUUUAGACUUCCUAAAAGUGAUGAUCGUAAAUUUCGAGGAUUAAUCUUAAAAAAUGAAUUAACAGUUUUUCUAGUAUCAGAUCCUGAAUCUAAAAUGAGUGGGUGUUGCUUAUCUGUAAAGGCUGGGGCUAUGCAAUCUCCGGAAAACCUUGAUGGUUUAGCUCACUUCCUAGAACAUAUGCUAUUCUGUGGUACUAAAAAGUAUCCAGAUGCAACUGAUUAUAAAACUUAUAUAACUGAAAAUGGAGGUCAUAGGCAAGGUUAUACAACAAGAGGAUAUACUACGUACUACUUUGAAGUAAAGAAUGAAGCUUUUAAAGGAGCUUUAGAUCGUUUCUCUAGUUUCUUUAUUUGCCCAAUUAUUUCCCCAAGUAUGGCUGAAAAGGAAGUUAAUGCAAUUCAAAAUGAAUUUCAACUUAAAUAUUAUGAUGAUGAUAGAGUGAAAUAUCAUAUGAGUGGGAAAUUUGCUGUAGAAUCUCAUCCCGUCCACAAAUUUACAACUGGAAAUAAGGAAACAUUAGAAACUAUCCCGAAGUACAAAAACAUUAAUGUUUAUGAAGAGUUGCUGAAAUUUUAUGAAAAAUAUUAUAGUAGUAAUAUAAUGUGUGCUUUAUUAUAUGGAAAUGAGAAUCUGUACAAGCUUGAAGAAUAUGCAGUAGAAUAUUUUUCUGGAAUACAAAAUAAAAAGGUCAAAACAAUUGAUUAUAUAAAGUUAUAUCAUGAAAAUCCCCCUUAUACUAAAGAUACAGUUAUUGGUAAGAUAGCUAAAGUUAUUCCCCAUAAGCAAGAUAGGAAAUUAAGUUUAAUAUUUCCAAUGCCUAGUAUAGUUCCCUAUUGUAAUAGCUCUGCAGCUUCUUAUAUUAGCCAUAUUAUAGAUAACCAAGGUGAAGGAAGUAUAUUCUCAGCUUUGAGAGAUAGGAGUUUGGCUACUAAUGUGUCAUUUUUAAUAAUAGAUAAUGAUGAAGCAUUUGCUAUGGCUCAAUUUACUGUAAUUUUGACUGAGGAUGGUUAUAAAGAUAUUUGUCUUGUUGUCGAGAUUAUCUUGAAUUUUGUUGAACUAUUUAAAGCUAAUCCAAUUAUACCAGAUUUAGUUGAAGAAUUCAUUCAUUUAUGUGAGGCAGAUUUUAUGUAUUCUGUAAAACUUCCGGUUUCCACAUUAUUCUCAAUACCAAUAAAUCUUUUAAAAUACAGAUGUGCACUUAAAGAUAUAAUGACUACCAAUUGGGUUGUUGAGGAAUUUAAUAAUAAUCAUGUCUUUGAGAUUUUAAAAUAUAUGAAUAAGGAGAAUUUCUAUAUUUAUUUAAUAGCUCCCGAUAUUAAGUCUGAAUAUGAAAAAGAACCGGAAUUUUUUGAAAUUGAGCAUCACUAUAAUGUAAAAUAUAAGGUAACUGAAUUUGAUGAUUCAAUGAAACAUAUUAUUGAUAGUGCAUCAGUAGAAAAUGCUAGACAACUUGGAUUGGAGUUACCAAAGAGAAAUCCAUUUAUAUCGACAGAUUUUACUAUAUAUAAUGAACAGACUCCUGGAAUUAAUGAUUUUGAUAGACUUCCUUAUCUACUUAAUUUUGACAAAUAUAAAUCUGAAUUACGGGGGUUUCCAGCACCGAAAAUAUGGUUUAAAUCAGAUACAGUCUUUGGUUUACCUCAAAGUGUUAUUAAUUUCAGAAUUUUAGCUACUAAUAUUGCAUGUAUUGAACUUGAAGAUAAAGCUAAAUUUCUCACUGAGUUCGAUAAUCUCCCAUACACUUUAGUAUUUCAAGUAUUUGGAAAUAUUUUAGAAGAAACUAUUAGAAGAACUAUGCAUCAAUAUAAAUCUGAUAUUGCAGCUGCAUCUCUUUCUUUUAAAUGUAGUUUUAAUGCUAGACACAAUGUACUUGCUCUUCAAGUUUCUGGUUUUUCUCAUAAAGUACAUGUUUUAAUGAAUCUAGUACUUAAUCUGCUCUAUGAAAAUAUAAUUACAGAGAGAGAAUACAAUGAAGCAGUCAUUAUUAUAGAUAGACAAUGGACUAAUAAGAUACUUCAAUCCAAGUUAUAUCCACUAGCUAUAGAUAAAGCCUCAGAAGCAAUAAUUCCAACUGCAUUUUCUAGAAAAGAACUACUGGGGAUUCUAAAGAUUUUUACUUACCAAGAAUUUAUUAUUUUGUAUAAACAUUUUCUAGCAUCUAGCAAUCUUGAAGGCUUAAUUUUGGGAAAUUUAACUGAUAACAUGGCUACUGAGAUUGUAAUGGAUAAUUAUAUGAAUAUUAUUAAAUAUAAACAAGCUCAUGAAUGUAAUAUUAAAAGUCAUAAAGUAGAGCCUUUCAGUACUAUUCUUCUUAAUGAAAAUAUUUAUAUUGAUCAAAUUCUACAGAAUGAGACCGAUAGGAAUGGUUCUUGGCUUUGUCUUUACCAAAUUGGAGCUUCAAGCAAUGAGACACAAAUUAAAAUAAAUAUUUUGGAUUCAUUUUUAUCUUCUGAAGUUUUUCAUGAACUAAGAACUAAAAAGCAACUUGUAUAUGUUGCAAAUUCUUUACAGAUGAUGACUUGUCCAGUUCAAGUUUUUGGUUAUUAUAUCCAAUCAUCUGAAUAUAUGAAUUCUUUUAUUCUGAAAGAACUUUUAGAUUUCCAAUUCAAUAAGGUUAUUUCAGGUGAAGUUCGUGAAAAAUUUACAAAGGAACUAUUCAAUACAUAUUUAGAUUCUGAAAUUCAAAAGUACUCAUCUUGGCCUAAAAGUAUAUAUGAUGAAAUCACAGUAUAUAUUAAAGAAAUAAAUGAGAAAUCUUUUCAAUUUGAUCAUCGAAAUGUAAAAAUCAAUUUAUUAAAAUCACUCAAAUAUGAUGACUUUAUGAACUUUUAUGAUAGCUGUUGGACUUCUCCAUGUAUUCUUGUUGAAUUAAGAUCACAGGUUGAUUCAGAGAAACAAGGUGGUAUUGAGAUAACUAAACUUCCUCCUUCUUUUAAGCAUAUUUCACCUAUUUAUAAAUUAUCAAGAGAUGAAUCUUUUCCUAAAAUAUCAAUACCAAUGAUCUAA
Molecule: messenger RNA, 3051 nt
Organism: Cryptosporidium muris RN66
Lineage: Eukaryota; Apicomplexa; Conoidasida; Eucoccidiorida; Cryptosporidiidae
Product: insulinase, putative
Exons: 1
Coding region: 1-3051 (1016 amino acids)
Biological process (GO): proteolysis
Molecular function (GO): metal ion binding; metalloendopeptidase activity
Source: RefSeq, a predicted model, not a curated record